Molecule: messenger RNA, 1540 nt
Organism: Cuscuta europaea
Lineage: Eukaryota; Viridiplantae; Streptophyta; Magnoliopsida; Solanales; Convolvulaceae
Source: the annotation of a GenBank genome assembly
CGCUAAGCAAUUUAUAUAUACAUAUCCUCGAUAAACUCAAAGAAAACGCAUAAAACAGACCAUCAGAAACCAUGAAAGGUAAGGAGAUCACCAAUAAUGGACGACAUCCCGCAUCAUCAUCAUCAUCAGAUCUCUUAGUAUGUUUUCCUUCAAGAAUAACCCAUACAAUGAAAGCUAGACUCUUGUUAGAACCCAACAAGCGCAACCCCGCACACAAAAAGUUACUGGCGCUCCGGUCUGCCGGCAGCCGCAGCGGACAAGCCAACAGCCCUGCUCUACAAUGGUCCAAAUCAAAAACCUCCGAGAUCGCGGACGAACCGAAGUCCCCAAAAGUUACCUGCGCCGGGCAGGUGAAGGUCCAGCCCGAUCAGCCUGCACGUUCAUGCAAGGACUGGCAAUCGGUGAUGCAUGAGAUCGAAAGGCUGCACAAGAGACGAAAGUACAAACGGACGCCGUCGUCGUCGUCGUCGUUGUGGUUCAAGAAAGACGUGAUGCAAUUCAUCACGUGCUUGCGUAAUAUCAGGUUCGACUUCCGGUGCUUCGGCGCGUUCCCGUCCUCCGCUGUCGAUGACAUCACAUCUGAUGAGGACGAGGACGAGGACGAGAAGGAGGAGGAGGAGGAGGCCAGGGAGGUGGAAAAUACAGAAGGCAAAGAUAAGGAGGAUAAUGAGUCUUCGAGCGCCGUUUUCUCUAAAUGGUUCAUGGUCUUGCAAGAAAACCAAAACCCAGAAAUAAACGCCACAGAAAAAGAUUCUGACGUUAAUCCUCCGUGCGUACCGCCGCCCAACGCCCUCUUGCUCAUGCGCUGUCGUUCGGCUCCGGCGAAGAGCUGGCUAAAAGAGAUACAAGCGAAAGAAGAUGAAGAGAGAUCCAAACCCGCAGAAAAUGAAGAAGGCAAAGAGAGUGCUACUUCUACUAACAGCGAGGAGGAGGACGAGGAGGAGGAAGAAGAAGACGAGAAGGAGAAGACGAAGAAAGACAUGAGCUUAGUUGUGAUGGGAUAUGGAGACAACUUCUGCAAACUGUCUUCCGACAUAGCCAAGGAGACUUGGGUUGUUGCAGGAAUCAGAGAUCCGCUGAUCUCAAGAAGUAGAAGUUGCAAGAGGUAAUCAAUACACACACAUAUAAUGGGUUGCGUGCAUGUUCAGGUCAACGUUUCAUUUCUUUCGUUGACCCUGCCCAAAUUGGGGCAUCUUCUGUGAAAAUAAGGAUAUUUCUUUAAUUUAUGGAGGAAGAAAGAUGGUUUUAAUUGUAUGUCAUGAUUUUGUUUAUUUUCCUUUCGCUCGUUUUCAAAGCAAAAGAAGCUGUUUAAUUUGGGUUUUGAAUUCUUAAUUAUACAGUAUCUAAUUCCAUGCUUUUAGUAGAUAUGGUUCUGAAUAUUUAUGUGUUUGUCAAAUUGUGACGAGACUAUGUCACUAUGUUACGUUAUGGGGUUGUAAUUUGUGAUGUCGAUUGUGUAUUCAAGAAUUGUAUCUAAAUGUGUAUAGCACUUUUUUAAUGAUAAUAAAAUAUUGCACUGUUUGGUUGAAUUGCUUCCGGC